This is a messenger RNA of Camelina sativa (false flax), 2335 nucleotides long. RefSeq lists its product as uncharacterized. NCBI's taxonomy places the organism in Eukaryota, Viridiplantae, Streptophyta, Magnoliopsida, Brassicales, Brassicaceae. Gene Ontology annotation, molecular function: protein binding. The record is from RefSeq and is a predicted model, not a curated record.
GUAGGGUUAGCAAAUUACACACACAGUGACUCAGUGAAAAGGAACAAUUCAGCUUGGGAUGAUGAAGUUGAAGAUGAUACGGAGAUGGACUCCUAAAGCUUCGAAAUUUGUUCAGCCUCAAGAGACAGGUACUCUGAGAAAUGCUUUACUUCACCAUUGCCCGAAUGAGCUGUUUUCUUGCUGCGAACGAGACUAUUCUGGUUUCAGCGAUAGGAAUCUGUCUUACAGAGAGAGAUUGAGAAGUGGGCUUUUAGAUAUUAAGGAAGAUGAUGCUGUUGAUCUGUUCCAAUCCAUGAUUAGGUCUCGUCCUCUUCCCACUGUCAUAGAUUUUAAUAGAUUGUUUAGUGCUGUUGCCAGAACAAAGCAGUACGAUCUUGUGUUAGAUCUCUGCAAGAAAAUGGAGUUGAAUGGGAUUGCUCAUGACAUCUACACUUUGAGUAUUAUGAUCAAUUGCUUCUGCCGACGCCGAAAACUAGGUUUUGCUUUUUCUGUUUUGGGGAAGAUCCUGAAACUUGGGUAUGAUCCUAACACCAUCACAUUUUCAACUCUACUCAAUGGAUUAUGUCUCAAGGGAAGAGUUUCCGAAGCGGUUGUGCUAGUUGAUCGAAUGGUAGAAAUGGGACAUACGCCCAAUCUCAUAACACUUAACACUUUGGUCAAUGGACUUUGUCUCAAUGGUAAAGUCUCUGAAGCUGUGGUUUUGAUCGAUCAGAUGGUGGCUAAUGGCUGUCAACCCGAUGAAGUUACAUAUGGACCUGUUUUAAAUGCAAUGUGCAAGUCCGGGAAAACUGCCUUGGCCAUGGAGUUGCUCAGAAAGAUGGAAGAAAGAAAGAUGAAGCUCGAUGCAGCCAAAUACAAUAUCAUCAUUGAUGGGCUUUGCAAAGACGGGAGCCUCGACGAUGCACUCAACCUUUUCAACGAAAUGGAAGUGAAAGGGAUCAAAUCAAAUAUUAUUACCUACAACACUCUCAUUAGAGGCUUCUGUAAUGAUGGUAGAUGGGAUGAUGGUGCGCAGUUGCUGAGGGAUAUGAUCACAAGGAAUAUCACCCCUGACGUUGUCACUUUCAGUGUUUUGAUUGAUAGUUUUGUGAAAGAGGGAAAGCUUCUAGAGGCCGAAAAACUGUACAAGGAGAUGAUCACAAGAGGUAUAUCUCCUGAUAUUAUUACAUACAGUUCUUUGAUAGAUGGGUUUUGCAAGGAGAACCGCCUAGACGAGGCAAAUCAGAUGUUGGGUCUGAUGGUUAGCAAAGGGUGUGACCCUAAUACUGUGACGUUUAAUAUCCUUAUCAAUGGUUAUUGCAAGGCUAAGCGGGUUGACGAUGGUUUGGAACUCUUCCGUGCAAUGUCCUUGAGAGGAGUGGUUGCAGAUACAGUUACUUAUAACACUCUAAUCCACGGGUUUUGUCAAUCGGGAAAACUUAAUGUUGCUAAAGAACUCUUCCAAGAGAUGGUUUCUCGUGGUGUGCCACCUAAUAUUGUGACUUACAAAAUUUUGCUGGAUGGUUUGUGUGACAGUGGAGAACUAAAAAAAGCAUUGGAAAUUUUUGAAAAAAUCCAGAAGAGUAAGAUGGAACUUGAUAUUGGUAUCUAUAAUAUCAUCAUUCACGGGAUGUGCAAUGAUGGUAAGGUCGAUGAUGCUUGGGAUUUAUUCAGUGGUCUACCUCUUAGAGGAGUGAUGCCCGAGGUUAAGACAUACACCACAAUGAUUUCAGGAUUAUGUAAGAAAGGGUCACUCUCGGAAGCAAAUAUGUUGCUUAGAAAAAUGAAGGGGGAAGGGUGUGAGCCAGAUAAUUGGACAUACAACACUCUCAUCCGAGCACAUCUCCUAGUUAGUGAUGUAACGACGUCAGCUGAACUCAUCGAAGAAAUGAAGAGGUGCAGGUUCGCUGCGGAUGCGUCCACUAUAAAGAUGGUUAUCGAUAUGUUAUCGGAUGGUAGAUUGAACAACAGUUUUUUGGAUAUGCUUUCUUAGAAUUUUGGUGUUUACAUCAUAUAACUGUCUCGGAGCAUUGAAAGAUUAAGUUAAUAUUUUAUCAGGUCUGUUUGUUUAGGUUAUUCUCAUGAUACUUUUGUUUGUUUGGAAAUUGACAAAGUGCAUUCAUGUAUUGUGUUUAUGAGAAUAUUUAGUAUUUACACUUUUCUUCAUGUUUUCCUAACACAUUAAAUCCAUUGAUCUGAAAUUGGUUUUGAGAAAAACUGAAAAUUCAUUAGAAUUAUCAUGAACCAAUUUAUUCAUUGAAGUAAGAGAGUUUGGAUACAUGUGGAAAAUAAAGCACAAGUAUAUCGUAUGUAUAAUUCUUUCUUUUUAGGUUUGAGUAAUUAGAAAUGGUAACUU